Molecule: messenger RNA, 7471 nt
Organism: Odocoileus virginianus texanus
Lineage: Eukaryota; Metazoa; Chordata; Mammalia; Artiodactyla; Cervidae
Source: RefSeq, a predicted model, not a curated record
CUGAGCCGCGGCUUUCCGGCACCUCUCUGGGUAAAUUUCCAGAGCGCCAAGUGUUCGGCUCCGGUUUCUACCGCUUGGAUUUCGCUCCCGCAUGUGGGCGUCUAAAAGGAAACCAGAAGCUGGCUUAAGCACAUGAAGCAUUCACUGUGGAGAGAACAGCAUUUUUGAGAUAAGUCAGAGGAAACCCACUACAGAAGUGCACCCUCCUGUGAGUGCAUUGUACUGCUUCUUCAAACUGCCUAGUGAUGAAGCCACCAUUAUGUCCUCAGUCAGUGAAGUGAAUGUUGAUAUCAAAGAUUUCCUAAUGAGCAUUAAUUUGGAGCAGUACCUCUUCAACUUCCGUGAAUUUGGCUUUAAUAAUGUGAGGGACUGUGCAGACAUAAAUGACAGCGUGCUCCUCAAAAUUGGAAUAUCACCUACAGGACACCGGAGGAGGAUACUUAAACAGUUACAGAUAAUCCUGUCAAAAAUGCAAGAUAUCCCAAUAUAUGCAAAUAUUCACAAAACAAAGAAAAAUGAUGAGACUUCAGAGGAUCACCAGGCUCCAUCUUCUGCUCAGAAUACCUGCUUAGAAUUUUCAGAUUCACACAGUGUUCAGAUACCUAGCCCAAUACAGUUGGAGACUGUUACAAAAAAUGUUGGAGAACAUGAGGUUUGUGUGGAAAAUAGCCAGUCUCUUAAAUCAGAUGAUAAGCUGACUCUUCCUACACACAACUUUCCCAUUCCAGAAGACGAACCACACUCGAAUUCAGGUUCUUUUCAAGAUUCUUUACUUGGUAGUGAAAUUACCAAAGUAGAAUCUUUGAUAACAGAGAAGACUGUGGGCUGUAUAACUGAAGAACAAACAGAAAGAGUUGAUCUGAUUUCAGAAAAUGUAGGCAAGCUUCCUAAUGCAGACCUUGAAUUCCUUUCCUCCCAUGACUCUUCAGUAUCGGAAGCAAAUUCUGGAAAUGGAACUAACGUUUCAUUAGAAAGCUCACCACCAUCACCAUUCUUUCAGUUUCAAGGAGAAAUGGUUGUAAAUGAUUUGUACGUGCCAUCAUCACCUGUCCUAACACCUAUGAGAAGUCGUAGCAAGUUGGUUUCAAGACCAUCUCGAUCUUUUCUGCUAAGACAUCGGCCGGUACCAGAGAUUCCAGGAUCAACAAAGGGAAUUUCAGGGAGCUAUUUCCGUGAGAGAAGAAAUGUUGCUACCUCAACUGGAAAAUCUGUGACACAGCAAAAUACAAAUGAGGAGAAUUCAUCUUCCAUUUUACCUUAUGGAGAGACCUUUCUUUUCCAGAGACUAGAAAAUUCCAAGGUUAGGUCUUCGGAGUCCUUUUGUGGAGAGGCAGAGAAAGGACAAUCACAUAUAGUACUAGGAAGUAUUAACACUAUUGUUUUUUCAUUUAGCAUAUACGAUAACAGGACGGAAAAUAUAAGUGAAGACAAAGUAGAAGAUAUUUGGAUACCUCGAGAGGAUAAAAGCAAUCUUCCUAUAGACUCUGCUUCAGAAUCAGAAUAUUCAACAGUAGAAGAAUGCUUUCAGAGUUUAAGAAGAAAAAAUUCAAAGCCAUCUAAAUCAAGGACCCAAAAGGCAGUGAAUUUGGACCCUGUUAAUAGGCACAGUUAUCCACUAAGUUCAACAAGUGGAAAUGCUGACUCACCAGUUAUUUCCUCAAAUGUAAUAUCUCCCUAUGCCUGUUUUUAUGGAUCAUCUACAAGGAAGGUUAAAUCCGGAUGGCUUGACAAACUCUGUCCCCAAGGAAAACGCAUGUUUCAGAAGAGAUGGGUGAAAUUUGAUGGCCUUAGCAUUUCUUAUUAUAAUAAUGAUAAGGAAAAGUAUUCAAAAGGAAUAAUCCCUCUUUCUGCUAUAUCUACGGUACGAGUUCAAGGAGACAACAAAUUUGAAGUUGUUACAACACAAAGAACUUUUGUUUUUAGAGUAGAAAAAGAAGAGGAAAGAAAUGACUGGAUCAGCCUACUAUUAAAUGCACUGAAGUUACAGGCCCUUUCUUCCCAGUCUCAAGCUGCUAUUGCACCUGAGAAAUGUGGAUAUCUUGAACUGAGAGGCUAUAAAGCUAAAAUUUUUACUGUGUUAAGUGGAAACAGUGUGUGGCUUUGCAAAAAUGAACAGGAUUUUAAGAGUGGACUUGGUAUUACCAUAAUCCCUAUGAAUGUAGCAAAUGUAAAACAAGUGGACCGAACUGUAAAACAGUCUUUUGAAAUAAUCACUCCCUAUAGGAGUUUUAGCUUUACCGCUGAGUCUGAAAAAGAGAAGCAGGAGUGGAUUGACGCUGUGCAGCAAUCAAUAGCAGAAACUCUCUCUGAUUAUGAAGUAGCCGAGAAGAUUUGGUACAAUGAGUCCAACAGGAGCUGCGCAGAUUGCAAAGCCCCAGAUCCCGACUGGGCCUCCAUCAAUCUCUGUGUUGUCAUCUGCAAGAAGUGUGCAGGGCAACAUAGAUCUUUAGGACCAAAAGAUUCCAAGGUUAGAAGUCUGAAAAUGGAUGCCAGCAUUUGGAGCAAUGAGCUCAUUGAGCUUUUUAUUGUCAUUGGAAACAAAAGAGCUAAUGACUUUUGGGCUGGUAAUCUUCAAAAAGAUGAAGAAUUACACAUGGACUCUUCAGUAGAAAAGAGAAAAAAUUUUAUCACUCAGAAGUACAAAGAAGGAAGAUUCAGAAAAACCCUUUUGGCGUCUCUUACCAAGGAAGAAUUAAAUAAGGCUCUGUGUGCCGCUGUGGUGAAACCAGAUGUUCUGGAGACAAUGGCUUUGCUGUUCAGUGGAGCAGAUGUCAUGUGCGCGACAGGUGAUCCUGAGCACAGCACCCCCUAUCUGCUGGCCAAGAAGGCAGGGCAGAGUCUGCAGAUGGAGUUUCUCUACCAUAACAAAUUCUCAGAUUUCCCUCAACAUGACACGUAUUCUGAAGGUGGAUUAAAUCAAGAGUCCUCCCAGUCUACGUUCCUCUGUGACUUUUUGUAUCAGGCUCCUGCUGGUGCUUCUAAACUCUCUUCAGAAAAAAAACUGCUUGAAGAGACAAAUAAAAAGUGGUGUGUUCUGGAAGGAGGCUUCUUGAGUUACUAUGAAAAUGAUAAGUCUACCACGCCUAAUGGCACCAUUAAUAUCAAUGAAGUCAUCUGCCUGGCUGUGCACAAAGAAGACUUCUGUUUAAAUACUGGGCCUAUCUUUACUUUUGAGAUUUAUUUACCCUCAGAACGUGCAUUUUUAUUUGGAGCUGAAACAUCUCAAGUGCAAAGAAAAUGGACAGAAGCAAUAGCCAAGCAUUUUGUUCCCUUUGUUGCUGAAAACUUAACAGAAGCUGACUAUGAUUUGAUUGGUCAACUCUACUACAAAGACUGCCACGCCCUGGAUCAGUGGAGAAAAGGCUGGUUUGCAAUGGACAAAUCUAAUUUGCGUUUUUGCCUUCAAAUGCAAGAAGGUCAAGAGGAUAGAAUGCACUUAAGGAGACUACAAGAACUAACAAUUAGCACAGUGGUUCAAAAUGGGGAAAAAUUGGAUGUUUUGCUCUUGGUAGAAAAAGGGAGAACAUUAUACAUCCAUGGGCAUACCAAGUUGGAUUUCACAGUCUGGCAUACUGCAAUUGAAAAAGCAGCAGGUACAGAUGGGAAUGCAUUACAAGACCAGCAGCUCAGCAAAAAUGACGUUCCCAUUAUCGUGAACAGCUGUAUAGCAUUUGUUACACAGUAUGGUUUAGGAUACAAAAAUAUCUAUCAAAAGAAUGGUGAUCCAUUACAUGUAAGUGAACUCCUGGAGAGUUUCAAAAAGGAUGCAAGAAGCUUUAAAUUGAGGGCUGGAAAACAUCAACUUGAAGAUGUGACAGGCGUAUUGAAGAGUUUUCUCUCUGACAUUGAUGAUGCACUUCUCACUAAGGAACUCUACCCAUAUUGGAUCUCUGCCUUAGAUACCCAAGAUGACAAGGAGAGAAUUAAAAAGUAUGGAGCAUUUAUUCGUACUCUUCCUGGGGUGAACCGGGCAACCUUGGCAGCUAUAAUUGAACACCUUUACAGGGUUCAGAAAUGCUCAGAGAUCAAUCACAUGAGUGCCCACAAUUUGGCCUUGGUUUUUUCCUCCUGUUUGUUUCAAACUAAGGGACAAACUAGUGAAGAAGUGAAUGUAAUCGAGGACUUAAUUAAUAAUUAUGUUGAAAUUUUUGAGGUUAAAGAAGACCAAGUCAAACAAAUGGACAUAGAGAAUAGCUUUAUUACCAAGUGGAAAGACACUCAAGUUUCCCAGGCUGGAGAUUUGUUAAUUGAAGUAUAUGUAGAAAGAAAGGAGCCUGACUGCAGUAUUAUAAUUCGGAUAUCUCCUGUGAUGGAAGCAGAAGAGUUAACUAAUGACAUAUUAGCAAUAAAAAAUAUAAUUCCUACAAAAGAUGAUAUCUGGGCCACAUUUGAAGUCAUAGAAAAUGAAGAGCUUGAACGUCCUCUUCACUACACAGAAAAUGUGUUGGAACAGGUGCUUGGAUGGAGUUCAUUAGCUGAGCCUGGCUCUGCUUAUCUUGUGGUGAAGAGAUUCUUAACCGUGGACACGAUUAGACACUACAACGAGAGGAAGGCCCUGGAAAAUAUCAAAGAGGGAGUCUUGAAAGUCAAAGAAGAACCAUCUAAAAUACUCUCUGGAAAUAAGUUUCAAGAUCGGUAUUGUGUUUUACGAGAUGGGUACCUCCUCCUUUAUAAGGAUCUGAAGAGUAGCAAACCUGAUAAAAUGUUUUCUCUCAGUUCUGUGAAGUUUUAUCUUGGAGUGAAAAAGAAGAUGAAGCCUCCAACAAGCUGGGGACUGACAGCAUAUUCUGAAAAACAUCACUGGCACCUGUGUUGUGAGAGUUCACAGACUCAAACGGAGUGGAUGGCCAAUAUCUUUAUUGCCCAGCAUGAAAAUGAUAUAUGGCCACCAGCUGGAAAGGAACGAAAACGUUCUAUAACCAAAAAUCCCAAAAUUGGAGGUUUGCCUCUGAUUCCCAUCCAGCAUGACAGAAAUGCAACACAAGCCCGGAGAGAGAUUGAGAGUGCAAAAGCAGAACUCGAAAGGCUGCGGCUCGGGGCCAAGCGUGACCAAGGUGGGGACGGCACCUUAAAGGAGAAAGCCUCCAUCGUGGCCCAGUGCCUGGAGCAGAAGGACGAGAAGCUUCGAAAUCGAACCAGAAAACACCGGAGUUUCAACUGUCUGGAGGACACAGAGGCUGAGGUCUUUCCAGGGCGACAGAAAGGCUAUAAAGGCCUAAAGACACUGAAGAAGACCGAGGACAGGAAUGGCAAAGAUACUUUGGACUGCAAUAAUAAGUUACCACCAAAAGUCAUCGAAGAGCUUAGCGUGGUUCUCCAGCGAUCAAGAACUGUUCCCAAAGAGGUGCAGGCUGAGCAGGUGGUGCAGAAGGAGAUAAAAUGACUUGUCCUACACAUGGUUUUUUUAAAUAUUGUGUACAGUGUCUUAAACCAAACUAUUUCAUGCUGGGUGAGAUGUGUCUAGCUAUCCUUAACCAUUUAAAGAGCAAUUUUAAACUAUUAAUAUGUAUGUAUAUAUGUGAUAAGUGUAAGAUUCACUGUGUCGUGGUCUGAACAAAGCUUGUACAGUUCGGCUCUGUUAACCUUGCGUAGGAAGGCACUGGGUUACUCUGAGUGGCCAGACUUUGGAAGUACAGUUGACCCCUGAACAACAUGCAGCAGGGGUUAGUGUGUUAAUCUGUGUAUAAUUUAUAGUCAGCCCCGGUAUCUGAAAUUCCUCUGCAUUUGUAGGUUCAACUGAUUGUGGAUCAUGUAGUGCUCUAGGAUUCACUUUUUUAAAAUAUCCACAUAUAAGUGGACCCAUGCAGUUCAAAAUCCACAUUGAUCAAGGGUCAACUGUAGGUGUCUGCUAAGUGGUGUAAAUUUAUGAACAGAAAUUGCAAACCGUACUGUAUUGUAUAAAAUGCUGUGUGUAAAUGAAGCCUAUGAAACUAUAUGUAACACAUUUUGCACUUUGAGAAACCUUGUAUAUAAAGUUAUCAUACGUUUUUAGGUUUACAUAGGGUCCAACCUUAGGGAAAAGAAAAGAAAGUGAGUUGAAAAGGGGGAGGAUUUAUUUUAGUGGCUGCCUAUCAAACAACACUGAGGUUUUAAAAAAGAGGCCAAGAAUUAACACAUGUCCUAAAAGCCAAGGAGGUCAGGUUGAAAUUCAUUCUAGCUUACUGUUGACCAGACCUUGUUCACGAGAAACUGCUUGUUGAGAAAAUAAUCUAGUGGCUAAGUAUUUCCCAAGAUUAGUAUUCAGCCAACACACAUGAAUAAUGGCACUGGCCACUGUUCCCGUGGUGUCAGUGAACCAGACGCAGUACCCACCCAUUCACUACACUUCAGUUCUCUGCAGGUGGCUGCCGAGGGGAGACUUACACUGCAUUGAAGGGAUCACGUAUCGGGGACCCGGCGUGGAUGCCGCUUGCACUGUUGCUGUGUGCGAACAAAUAAAGACUUCCUUACUGUCUUUCUGGUACGGGCAACAGUCAUCAUCACAGGGUUUUAUUGUUUUUUUAUUACUGUUUUACUUUGUAAAUUCAUUUCAGAAGUAAGACUGAGUCGGAAUUUACUGAAACUAUACAACAUAUGGCCAUCUGGGGGUAGGAGUUAGAUUAAUUACUAUACUUUUGGGAGCUACUAGUUCCCUUUUAACCUAAUUUUUUUUUUCUUCUUUUUAAUAAAGCAGGAAUCUUCUUUCUGUGCCUAAUAAAUAAUGACAAAGCCCUCUAUUUUUAAUUCCACAUAAAGAGCAGCUACUCGGUUGGCUGUUUUUUUCAAACAAUACCAUCUAAAUUAUAGUUGGCAGGGGUAGCACUUUUCAUCAGUUUCUUUAGAACUGUAUUAGGUCUGGUGAGUUUUAAUCAAAAUUAUUUUACUAGUAGGUAGCCAAGCUUUAUUCCUACCAUUUCCUACCCCCACCUCUGUUUUUCAGGUGUCUUGUCAGAAUUUAUCAGUAUACAAAGGCCCGUACUUUUUUCAGUCCCAUCAUAGUGCAGUAAUAUGCUGUUAAAUGCUCUGAAUUUCUUCAUUACAAAAUACUGAUCUCUUAUACCUGGUGGUGAUAAAAUAGUUUACCAAGGAUAUGUGAUAUUUAUUCUUUAAAUCCACAUAGGUUGGAAUUUUCUUUUUAAGAGAGAAACUGCUGGUCAGUUUAUGAAAUAGGUGGCACCGCUGGGAAGCCUUCAUAGCUAUAAAGCAAGAAUCAUGGUGUUUAGGAAAAAAAAACUAAAACUAUUAUUUCUAGUAAAUGGUAAUAUUUAUGUUUUAUGAAAUAAGGGGACAUGAAAAUUAUGCUGGAUAAUGGAACAGUAUCUGGAUUUCUUUUUACCUGCCUUAUUUGAAUACUUUUGAAAUUUGAGCUUAAAAUCUAAUAACUUCUAUUUCCCUUCCUGUACAACUGUCUCCAUUUUUCAAGUGUAAGAUAAGGGCUAAUGAUGACAUCUCAUAUAUUUUGAGUAAAAAUUAAAAUUGUUUUUCAAGUCCA